ACAUUAUUCCUAAAGACGCUGCGUGCCUGGCCUACCCCACCUUUAUUGCACACACCCUGAACAAUAUAUAUAUACACACACAACCCCCUUCAUGCUCCCUGCUCUAUCCAUUCAUCAAUCAAUGCUCUUUAUUAAGUGUCUUAGCCUUAAGAAAUAAAUUGUAUUAUUAUUAUUAUACCUAAAAAGGAAAUGAACGGCUGGGAUGAGGAACGAGCGCUGAUCCCAGGGUUACCGGACGAUAUCGCACUCGAUUGCAUCGCACGAGUGCCGCACCGAUUCCACCCGGUGAUCUGCGCGGUGAGCCGACGCUGGCGGGAUCUGGUCACCGCCUCCGCCUUCAGGCUUCACCGACACCGCAUCGGAGUGGCGGAGGAUCUGAUUCUUCUAAUCCAGGCACAACCGGGUGGUCUCUCCGGCGCCGGCAGGAGCAAGGACGAGUUCCGGCCGCCGCCGUGUAGGCUCGUGGCGUAUAAUGCGUCGAUGGGGGAGUGGAGACGGGCGGUGGGUGCGGUGCCGGUGUUCGCGAGGGUGACGGUAGUGAAGGGGAGGGUGGUGGUGAUCGGGGGGUGGGAUCCGGAGACGCUGAAGCCGGUGGGGGAAGUGAGAGUGGUGGAUCCGGUGACCGGAGGGUGGAGGCCGGGGAAGGCGAUGAGGGAGGCGAGAUCGUUCUUUGGAUGUGGAGUGGCAGGGGGUAGGGUUUACGUCGCUGGAGGGCAUGAUUCGCAGAAGAACGCGUUGAAAACAGCGGAGGCGUAUGAUGUGGAGGACGAUGAGUGGGUGGAGUUGCCGGAGAUGGGGGAGGAGAGGGAUGAGUGUCAAGGGUUGGGAGUAGGGGGGAGGUUCUGGGCGGUGAGUGGGUACGGGACGGAGGGGCAGGGGAGGUUCGAUCCGGCGGCGGAGUGCUACGAUCCAGCAACGGGAAGAUGGACGAAAAUCGAAGGAGUCUGCGAGGAGAUCGGCGGUGGAGAUGGGCCCGGCAGUGGGAUCUACGCGGCGGCGGGGGAGAGGGUGAGGUAUGUGGAUGGGAGAGGGGUGAGGGAGUAUGGGAGAGGGUGGAGAGAGGUGGGAAAGGGGCCGGAGGGGAUGAGGGCGGUGGCGGUGGCAGUGGAGAUCGGAGAAGAGACGGUGUUUGUCACGGGGGUGGCGGAGGGGGGUGGAAUGGUGGGUUGGGUUUUGGAGGAUGGGAAGUGGAUGCGGGUUUCCAACCCGAUUGGGUUUUCUGGAUCCGUUUACUCGGCGGCGGUUAUUCGGGUGUGAUCCGACCCGUUAAGUGAAGUACUGAAAACAACAUGACUAGUUUUGGUCUAAAGGAGCAUGAAUGAAUUGUUGGGAGAUAAUUAGACUGUUGAAAAAGUGCGCUUUUGAUAAGUUGUUGGCUAUUUAAUAGUAUUUAUAUCACUAGUUUUCUUUUA
Messenger RNA from Dioscorea cayenensis subsp. rotundata (Guinea yam), 1412 nucleotides. RefSeq names its product F-box/kelch-repeat protein At2g44130-like. Bases 190 to 1257 code for a protein of 355 amino acids. The record is from RefSeq and is a predicted model, not a curated record. NCBI's taxonomy places the organism in Eukaryota, Viridiplantae, Streptophyta, Magnoliopsida, Dioscoreales, Dioscoreaceae. The transcript has a single exon. Gene Ontology annotation, molecular function: protein binding. Gene Ontology annotation, biological process: regulation of phenylpropanoid metabolic process; negative regulation of cytokinin-activated signaling pathway.